AGUUAAUGUCAAAUUCCAAAUUGUUCAAAUCCUAUGAGAGCAAAAAAUCACUCUGAUAAUUUGGAAAACCACAAAGAGCAAUACGAAUUUUUUUUUGAAAGAAAAAGAAAAAAAUAACUAUGGAGGAAACAACUCUUUAGUUUAGAGACAAAAAGUUGAAUAGCAAAAAGCAGGACAUUUACCGUAUAACCAAAAAAACAUUAAAACAUGUACUAAAAAACUUUAGUGGAUUUUUGUGUACAAUUAGUUACCAAUCGUAAAAACCCAACCUAUCGUAACUUACGAUAAAUGGUCAACCUUGCAAAUUGUUAGAUGAUCCUGGAUUUAGAAUGAUAACGAACCAAAUUGUUAAUACAUAGGUGAAGACUUAGACAAAAAACCAGUGCGUGGAUGAUGAGAAUUUUUUUCCUUUAUGAAUAUAUCGCGGGAAAACUACAUCUUUAUGGUUCUUAAUGAUUUCCAGUCAUAAUCUGUCAAAAAAGAAAUUCGAUAAUUUGUUUUAAAAGACUAUGCAAGAUAAUUGAACGAUUUUUAUAAAAUGUAUCACUAGAAAUCAACUAGGAAAAUCUAGCAAGUUUCAACUUCGUGUUAAAAAUUUAGCUUCCUGAAGCUAUCAAAAAACAUUAAAUUGUCUUUUUGUCUCCUCUAAUGUUCUAGAAAAUUUCGUUAACUGGCGUGUCUAAACACCAAAAAAAUCUAGGUGAUUAUUUCAAAGAAAAUCUUAACGAGAUGAAAUCAUGCAGUAAACCGAAUAAUUUCCUUAGCAAAUACUUAUCUGAUAAAAAUAAUAUACAUUCAAUUAAAAAUAUUAUUCGAAUGUUAUGGCUUUCAUUUGUUGUAACUAUGCCAUGCAUAGCGCCUGGAAUGAGUUUUGGAUAUUCUUCGAUCGAAUUGGAUCAACUACCAUUGACAAUGAGUGAAGGCUCUUGGUUUGCUAGUCUUCCGUCAGUAUUAAUGCCAAUUGGAUGUUUGCUUAAUGGACCAUUGAUGGAUCGUUAUGGCCGUAAAACGGCGCUUCUUGUCUUAAAUUUUCCAUGUUUUGUAGGAUGGUUCUGUUUAGCUAGCCAACCAAAAAAUUUAUUAAUAUUGUACAUUGGGCGAUUAUUAGUUGCCAUUUCAGUAGCCUUGUCAAUAAAUCCUGCUGUAGUUUAUGCCGCAGAAUGCAUUACAGUAAAUUACACAGAACUAAGAGGUUGUUUUAUGAUAUUGACUUCAAUUAUGCUUGACUUUGGGAUGUUCCUUACAUUUUUUCUCGGACUGUUGAUGCCAGCGACAUCAGUCGCCUACAUUGCAGCGGUCAUUUCACUUAUAUCUUUUUUUAUCAUUUGUAUUUUUAUUCCUGAAAGUCCUCUUUGGCUAUUCGAACAGGGUCGCAACGGAGACGCUGAAUUAUCACAAAAAGUUUUGCGAAUAACUCAACCUAUAUUACAAGAAAAUAAAGUUCAAUUAGCUGUAAAAACUUCUGUUGAACACUCGUAUUUUUACGUAAGAGUGCGCGAUCCGGACGUCUAUAAACCAAUUUUUAUAAUGACUACAUUUUUUUUUUUGCAACAAAUGAGUGGAUCUUUUGUGUUCACAUCUUAUAUGAUACAAAUACUGCAAAACUUGAAUAUUACCGUGAACAGUUAUCUAAUAUUAUUAUUAGUUGGAUUAAUUAACCUUUGUUCUAUUAUAUUGCUAUCAUUUUCAUUAAGUCAAAAAGGAUUCAAACCAUUAUUAUAUUUGUCAUGCAUUGGAGUAUCAUUUUCCAUGAUAGUAUUAAGUGUUUUUUUGUACCUUAAUGUAAAAAAUACAAUAAUAGUCAAUGUUGUUAUAUUAUCUUGUUUAUUUUUGUAUACAACAAUGAAUGGUUUAGGUUUAAGACCCAUACCUUACGCUAUGAUAGGAGAAGUAUUCCCAAGCGAUGUUGCAGGAAUGGGUAGUUCAUUUACUGUAUGUUGCGCUUCCUUGUUUAAUUUCACUGCAAUUAAAUUGUAUCCAUACUUAAACAUAUGGUUAGGGCCAGGAGUGUACGUUACAUAUGGACUAAUUGCUUUACUCACUUUUAUAUUUGUAGCAACUUUCCUUCCUAAUACCAAAGGCAAGACUUUGAAACAAAUUGGCGAUCAUUUUACUAGAAUAGACAAAAAAACUUCUAGAGAAGUAUAUUUAAAUUAAGGCAACUUACAAAUCUGAAACUAAUGUUACUCAUAUAUCAAUCAAUUUUUAAUGUAUCAAUUAUUGAAAUUUGUCUUUUUAUUUUCUUAUAAAACAUAAGUUGUUUAAUUAUUAUUAAAAUGAAUGUGUGAAAACUUUU
Messenger RNA from Daktulosphaira vitifoliae (grape phylloxera), 2296 nucleotides. Its product is annotated as facilitated trehalose transporter Tret1-like. The record is from RefSeq and is a predicted model, not a curated record. Gene Ontology annotation, molecular function: transmembrane transporter activity. The transcript has 7 exons. Lineage: Eukaryota; Metazoa; Arthropoda; Insecta; Hemiptera; Phylloxeridae. Bases 730 to 2157 code for a protein of 475 amino acids. Gene Ontology annotation, cellular component: membrane. Gene Ontology annotation, biological process: transmembrane transport.